This is a messenger RNA of Penicillium griseofulvum, 2472 nucleotides long. RefSeq names its product putative ATP-dependent RNA helicase DBP6. The transcript has a single exon. Gene Ontology annotation, cellular component: nucleus. Bases 1 to 2472 code for a protein of 823 amino acids. Gene Ontology annotation, molecular function: RNA helicase activity; nucleic acid binding; ATP binding. The record is from RefSeq and is a predicted model, not a curated record. NCBI's taxonomy places the organism in Eukaryota, Fungi, Ascomycota, Eurotiomycetes, Eurotiales, Aspergillaceae.
AUGGUUGAUGUGACUCCCAAGACUACUCAGUCUCACAAACGCAAGAGAGAUCCUCAUGGCUCUCAGCCCACUGCGACUACUCCCACACCAACGAAGAAGCACAAGAAACGCGAGAGCUUGCCGAUCAGAGAGGCCACAGAUGAUGGCAGCAUUAAGAAGAGCAAGCACCUCAAGGAUGCGCUUCAAGGAUCGAAUUCCCCGGAGACGUCCCGGAAAGAAAGUACUCUCUCGUCAGACCGCAGAAAAGCGGAUGUUGCAGAGUCGCGCAGCAGCGUCAGCGAAACGGAAAGAAAAUCAAAAAAGAGCAAGCGAAAGAGCGCUGGAUCGGGCGACACAUUGGAUGAUGCGGCUACAUCUGUGAUUGCAGGAGAUAACGAUGAAGAAGUUGAAGCACCGGAGGUCGAACAACGCAAAUCGAAGAACAAGCAUUCUGGGAUUAUGUCAAAGUUCGAGCGCACCAAAUCAGUAUCUAGUGCCAAGGCCAAAAAAGUUGAAUCCGAAGCUGUUGAAGAUGAGACACCUGCUGUCGAAGCUGUCUACGCACAGGGUCUUGAGCGGCUACCUCAGCCUGAAAACCCGCCCGAGGUAGAGCAAAUCCCAACAUAUUCAUCUCUACCCCCCUGGCUGGCCAAUCCAUUGCGCAAAUCAGCUCAGGACACAAAGAAGUUUUCGGAGCUCGGAAUAAAGCCAGAUCUUCUCAAAAUCCUUGAACAACAGAACUACAAAGAAGCCUUUGCUGUGCAGUCUACAGUCAUUCCUCUCCUUUUGAAGGGAGAACAAAACCACCCCGGAGAUCUUUGUAUCUCUGCGGCGACUGGAUCCGGAAAAACACUUUCCUAUGUUCUUCCCCUUGUUACUGCUCUGCCACCGAGACCUGCCUCCAGACUUAGAGGAUUGAUUGUAGUUCCUACAAGAGAACUGGUGAAACAAGCUCGCGAAUCCUGUGAGCUAUGUGCUUCUGGAUCCAGACUUCAUAUUGGAAGUGCAGUCGGUAAUGUGGCUAUCAAAGAUGAGCAGAAACUCUUGAUGCGCGUGGACCAGGUUUACAACCCGGCUAUUCAACAACAACAGCGUGACGGAUUUAAAGGAAAUGACUGGAUGAACUUGAGCCUGGAAGAUUGUGUCAGCGAGGCAAUUGACUCUAACGGGUCUCUUCCGGGUCAUAUCCAGCAAUCUGAGCCUAAUGUCGACAUUCUUAUCUGUACUCCUGGCCGUCUCGUUGACCACAUUCGCUACACCAAGGGAUUCACCCUCAAACAUCUUGAAUGGCUGGUGAUUGAUGAAGCGGAUCGUCUUUUGAACGAAAGCUUCCAGGAGUGGGUUGAUGUUGUUAUGAACUCGCUGAACAGUCGACAGGCCCCCGAGACCUUUGGGCCUGGUGGAAAGCUGUUAUCUGAACUUGGACUUCCAAUUGACGCCAAACCUCCUCGAAAGGUGAUUCUGAGUGCAACAAUGACACGCGACAUUUCCAAACUCAACUCCCUACGCCUUGCCAACCCCAAAAUGGUUAUCAUCGGGUCUGAGGAUGCUGCCGACGAAGAAGACCCAUCUGCUAUUCAUCCCGAUGCUCACUUUGCCCUACCCCCAACUCUGUCUGAGCACAUCGUUCAAGUUGGCGACGGAUCUCUCAAGCCGCUGUAUCUGUUGCGUCUUCUUCUUUCUCACAUUAAGAUUAGUGGGGACCAAGCUCCGAGCACAUCAGAUUCAUCCGACUCCGACAGCUCUAGUUCAGAUGACACUAGCAGCGACGAUGAUACUAGCUCUGACGAUGAUACUAGCUCUGACGAUGAUACUAGCUCUGAUGAUGAUACUAGCUCCGAUGAUGGUACUAGCUCUGAUGAAUCGUCUGAUGAUGACACUUCAUCGUCUGACUCUGAUUCGGAGUCUGAUUCAGACUCGGACUCGGACUCGGAUUCUUCGGACUCAUCUGACUCGGAAUCCGACGCUAUGGAAGUGGUUCCCUCGCCCUCGCGAAAGACUGUUCUGAUUUUCACCAAAUCAUCCGAGUCUGCCUCUCGACUUGCGCGUCUCAUUUCGCUACUACAUCCCGCGUUGGCUAAGCGCGUGGGAACUAUCAUUAAAUCCAACAAAUCCUCCGCAUCUCGCAAGACAUUGACGGCUUACCGACAAGGCCGCAUUUCAGUGAUCGUGGCUACCGAUCGUGCCUCUCGUGGUCUUGACCUGGAAUCCUUGACUCAUGUCAUCAACUACGAUAUCCCUACCAGCAUCACUACCUAUGUUCACCGAGUUGGACGUACUGCCCGUGCCGGCCGCGCAGGCUCUGCCUGGUCCCUGGUUGCUCAUCGUGAGGGCCGCUGGUUUGCCAACGAGAUCGCAGCUAGCGUGGACGGCCGGAUCACCCGCACAUCAAACAUCGAACGUGUGCAAAUCAAGGCCGACGCAUUGGACUCACUCAAGCCCAAAUAUGCCAAGGCGUUGGACAAGCUUGAGCAAGAGGUCAAGCGUGGCUAG